CAGACUUUCGAGUACACUUUGAAUCAAACCACGAUCGCGAUCGCGUGUCUUGCUCGCUGGUUGUUGGGUGUCAAAAAGAAAAUAAAAUAAAAUAAAAAACUUAAAAACAAAUUAUAAAACAAAACUCAGAAAAGCAAAAACAAAAUAAGAAAAAAUCUCUGGCACUGUUGUUAUAUUUAUCUAAUCAAAUUCGUCGUUUAUUCGGUUUCGGCCUGUAUGUUCGGCGGCGAAACAGUCUACUUCGGCGUACUGAACCGUUCGGACGCGUGAAAAUAAAACUCUCUUCUCAACAAAAAAUCUUUUUUUUUUCAUAAUUUUAUUCUUCCCGAAAUUUAUUCUUACUUUCUUCGGACAAUAAAAAUAUUUAAAAAUCAAAAUCAAUAAUACCCAAACCCAACAGUGUAACAGAUGAAAAAUAGUUAAAUUUAUUCAAACAAGACUCAAGACUUGUGUGAAUUGAAAAGACAUUGGAGAGCAUCUCAAAUUAAGAAAAAAUUUCAAUUACUAAAUCAAUGAUGAUUUCUCAUAGUCCGCCUAUAUUUAGUCAUAGUCCGCCAGUCAGUUUCCUGUCUGAGUUCAGGAGCACCCAACAUUUACCUUUCCCUGAUGAUCAACGAGGCAGAUUUUGUCGGCCGCAGGCACUUACACUGGCGUCUAGAGCCAUUGCCAACAAUGCAAAUUCACAAGUGUACCGAGGACGACAGAAUGGAAUUGAACGUAUGGCAUCAGCUCCAGAGAUGCUGUUGCCACCUAAAUCGUGUAUUCGACGUUCACAAACAGAUAAUCAUGCCAAGGAGAGCCCAUGUGCGAAAAAUACCAAUGAGAGUCGUUUGCGCAAAAAAGUGAUAUUUGCUGAUGAUGAGGGACUAUCAUUAACAGAGGUACGAGUAAUGUCUGAACCCUCAAAUGUACCCCCAUAUUGGAGUGUGAAAUUUUUAGAACAAAUCACACAAGGUCUUGUUAGUCCACAUCCAGCUGAUCAAUGGGCUGUGGAUUUUAAACAACCUGCAUCCGACUAUUUGUCAUUUAGACAAAAAAUCGAAAAAGAUUAUGUUUGUCUGGAGAAUGUAAUUGUUAAAGACGAUGAAUCUCUAAUUGUGGGAACUGUAAAAGUUAAAAAUACAAAUUUCGAGAAGGAAGUCAUUGUCCGCGUUACGUGGGAUGAUUGGAAGACCCAACAAGAUAUGUUUUGUUCAUAUGCUAGGACUUAUGGACCAACAGCAGCUUAUGUGAUCUUUGAUACAUUUUCCUUUAAAAUAACCCUACCCCCAACAUCCAAGCGAUUGGAAUUCUGCAUAUGCUAUCGAACAGCCGGAAAGGAAUACUGGGAUAACAACGAGAACAAAAACUACACCAUCACAAAGCGAUCGCCUUUCUAUUAUCAUGCCCUGUCGCCAUAUGAGCCAUACCGACAUGGUAAUCAAGUUUCGGGCAUGUCGAAGCUUUCGAAUGCAUUAUCUAAAACUGAAAGCAAAUACAAUGCGCAAGAACCCAGUCCAUAUUACUGAUCGUAUCGAUCCAAAACAACAUGGAACCAACUUCUUGCAAAUUCAAGACUCAGUUAAUGAAUAUGAAACCAGAAAUGAAUCCUAAAUAAAGGUUGUGUGUAAAUAAAAAAGAGUACAAGGUUAAACUGAGGGCUUACGAUCGAUACGCACCUCUACAAAGCCUCAGCUAGCAGCUUCAAGCAGCAUUUCAACGGUCUGCAUCUAUAUAAGACCUUGAAAAAAAAAAACAACAUUUAAAUGACUAUUUAAACAAAAAAAUAACUACUACUUUAUCUACUCAAAAGUUUUAUAUACCUAUCCUUUUUAUUUUGUACCUUUAUCAUUUAGUUUUAACUCUGACCCAACUGUCCUAGUUAAAGAUUUUUAAAAUCGAUAGUCUCCAACUGUGCCAUAGUCGUGAUUAUUAUAAAUGUCAAUUUUAUUUCUUUUUCUUAUAAUCCUUUGGAAUAUUUGUGAGUGUUUUUGAAUUGUUCGUAUGCAAAUGAGGAUAUUUUGUUUUUGUUUAUACCAGCUAAAAAUAUUAAUUUUUUUUAUUAAAUUUAAUCAGGGAGUAUGUAUUUAUCAUUUUGAAUGAAAUUUAAUUCGGAGAUAAUUAGAAACAAAAAUAUAAUAUAAAAUUCAACUAGAAAGAAACAAAUCUGAAAUUAAAUAUAUUUAUAAAAAAAAAUGAAAUUAAUAAACAAAAAAAUAACGAAAAAAAUACUGAAACCAAAAGACUGAGAUACUGGUGAAUUUCGUACUAAAAACAACAAACAAAAUUGAUUAAAAAAAAAAAAAAAACAA
Molecule: messenger RNA, 2291 nt
Organism: Episyrphus balteatus (marmalade hoverfly)
Lineage: Eukaryota; Metazoa; Arthropoda; Insecta; Diptera; Syrphidae
Gene: Gbs-70E
Product: protein phosphatase 1 regulatory subunit 3B
Exons: 7
Coding region: 513-1508 (331 amino acids)
Biological process (GO): regulation of glycogen biosynthetic process
Cellular component (GO): protein phosphatase type 1 complex
Molecular function (GO): glycogen binding; protein phosphatase 1 binding
Source: RefSeq, a predicted model, not a curated record